AUGAAUAACACGCUUGUGGACAAACUCUAUGUUAUAGGGUUACCACCAGAUCAAUACAAAGAAUGGAGGAAACUCCUUAAUUUUGAUCAGACUUGGAGAGAAAGAGAGAAGGAGAAGAAGGGCUACUUUGGUCAGACAAAGAGGACCAGAGCGAGGAAGGACGAUGGAGGCGGAAAAAAAGCCUAUUCUGGAACCAGAGACAGAAUUGGAACUGUUUAUUUGGGUACUGGGCAACCCAUGGAAAUAGACAAGGCUAAAUAUAGGAAAGAAGGACUCUGCUUUAAAUGCGGAGUCAAAGGACACAUUGGAAAGUUCUGUCCCACAGAAGGGAAGAACAAGAUUGACUUGCACACAAUGAUAGCGGCAUUGUCAAAAGAAGAGUGCAAAGCUCUAAAGCUGGAUUUUUGA
Messenger RNA from Serpula lacrymans var. lacrymans S7.9, 408 nucleotides. RefSeq lists its product as uncharacterized. NCBI's taxonomy places the organism in Eukaryota, Fungi, Basidiomycota, Agaricomycetes, Boletales, Serpulaceae. The transcript has a single exon. Gene Ontology annotation, molecular function: nucleic acid binding; zinc ion binding. The record is from RefSeq and is a predicted model, not a curated record. Bases 1 to 408 code for a protein of 135 amino acids.